ACAACCUAAGAUUUUUGUAGUGGAGCACUUGUUUGUUUUGUUUACAAUUAAAAGGCCAACCAAUCACGGAUAUAUAUUCACUGGCGAAACGCACGUGUCCAGAUUGCAUUGAGGAUUGGAGAGCAGCUGGCCACGGAACACGGCUUAGGAGCAGUCUUCCCCUGAAUUAACCGCCGGGUAGAAUUUUCUUACCUUGCAUCAGAGACCUGUGCUAAAAUUCUCAGGAAUUCUCUAUUUAUGGCUUCGAAUGCUCAGCUUGGAAAGAUCAUCUUGUCCGCCGCAAUUUUCGCGUUUUCAUACUACUUCUUUUGGGUGGCAGUUCUUCCGUUUAUGCUGAUCGAUGAAGCGAAUCCCAUCCGGUUGUUUUUCCCGCCGCUGAAGUACGCUUUCAUAGUGCCCACUGUAUUUGGGGUGAUUUUCCUCGGCGGCAUCGCCGCGUUCUCCUUCUACCACAUCUGGAGCCUGAAGGUGAAGCGCGAUUAA
This is a messenger RNA of Drosophila bipectinata, 483 nucleotides long. RefSeq names its product Dolichyl-phosphate mannosyltransferase subunit 2 (gene Dpm2). Gene Ontology annotation, molecular function: enzyme regulator activity. Gene Ontology annotation, cellular component: endoplasmic reticulum membrane; dolichol-phosphate-mannose synthase complex. The record is from RefSeq and is a predicted model, not a curated record. Gene Ontology annotation, biological process: GPI anchor biosynthetic process. Lineage: Eukaryota; Metazoa; Arthropoda; Insecta; Diptera; Drosophilidae.